Macrobrachium nipponense is the source of this 507-nucleotide messenger RNA. RefSeq names its product microprocessor complex subunit DGCR8-like. Bases 1 to 507 code for a protein of 168 amino acids. Lineage: Eukaryota; Metazoa; Arthropoda; Malacostraca; Decapoda; Palaemonidae. Gene Ontology annotation, cellular component: microprocessor complex. Gene Ontology annotation, molecular function: heme binding; identical protein binding; double-stranded RNA binding. The transcript has 4 exons. Gene Ontology annotation, biological process: primary miRNA processing. The record is from RefSeq and is a predicted model, not a curated record.
AUGGGAAUGGUUCCUGAUACCCGCCUCCCAGUGGUGGGAAUGGAGAAAGGAAACAACCAUUUUGAGGUUCUGCCUGAAGGGUGGGUUCAAGUAACUCACAAUUCUGGAAUGCCUGUCUAUCUUCACAAGCAGUCAAGAGUGUGCACAAUGUCAAAACCCUACUUUUUAGGGCAGGGCAGUGUUAGGAAACAUGACAUCCCUUUGAGUGCGGUUCCUUGUCUUCAGUAUCUAAAAGCUCUUAGAGAAGAAUUGCAGAGCAAAGAAGGAAAUGGAGAAGGCACUAGUGAAGAUAAAAGAGACAGUGGAUUGGAUAAAACAACACAUUUAAGUAAGGAUGGAGGAGAUAAUCAUGGAGUAGAAUCAGGAGCAAGCAAUGAUGUGGUAAACAAAACAUUUUCAAGUGUCCUGGGACUAACUCCAUUGGAAGGUAGGUUGUUGGCCAUUUUCAAAACACUUUCUAUAUUGGCUGCUUAUGAAAUACAUCCAGUUCUUUAUGAUGUAGUUUAG